GUCAGUGAAGGGUUAAGGGUUUUCGGAGGAGGUACUUCUGGGAACAGGCAGCCAUCACGUUUCUGCUCCUCUGAACCAUAACUGCGCAACUGACAUCAAAGCCAGACUCACUUCCGCCAUAGGGUCGAUUCUUCUCUCACAUACACAACCAGUCUCAGGGAGGAUGUCUGUCUCCAUGACCAAAGGCGAGGGGCUCACUGUGUUCACUAUGACCUUUGACUCCCAAAGUCCCUGUCCGCCACUGUGCCAAAUCGUCAAGUCCCUCUGCUACAGCCCAGUGUGCUGCACUGUGUCCGAGCAGCUGAGGACGGUUCAGAGAAUGUCUCAGUCAGUACUUGGGGCUCUGCACAUUAUGAUUGGUUUGCUCAACAUUGGCCUCGGAGUGAUUCUCCUGAAGAGUGGAAGUGGCUCUGGAAGGCAAAUGGACGAAAACUGCUUUCCUGUUUGGAUGGCAAUACUGUUUAUUUUAUUCGGUGUGAUGUGCAUUCUCUCGGAGAAGUUCCCCAGUCUGUGUCUGGUCAGCAUCAAUGUGAUUCUGAACAUGACGGGAAUUGCUUUCGCCAUAACAGCCAUCGUACUCUACAGCAUCAACAUGGUAGACGUGGACUUGUGGUGGAUGUGUAGAGAUGACUAUAAUGGAUUCAGAUACGACGAUCAAAUCACCACGUCUCCCGAGAUCAGCAUCAUCCUGAAGAAAUGCAUCAUGGGCCGAACUCUGACUCUGAUACUCCUAAGAGGCAUCAAUGGCGUGUUGAUCGUCCUGUCGGCCCUGGAGCUCUGCGUCAGCAUCAGCUCUGUCGUCCUGGGGAUCAAAGCUCUGAGGAGCUGGGACAAGAGAGGAAAUGAGAAAACAGACGACCUGGAGCAGCACAAACCUCUUCUGGAGGAAUUCACCGCCUAGUAACACUGAAGACUGAACUAAGAUCUCUGCAUUGUACCAUCAGGUACCAGGAAGUGUACUCGUUUGCUUUUGUGUCAUUGUGUGUUCUGUAACAUGAUGAACAAUGAUUUAACUCCGCUAAACCUCUUUUACUACAAGGUUUAGUUACAAUAUAUUUGCACUAGCUCUGCAGAGUAGUUUUGAUUAUAAUCUAAACAGUAAAUGCUGCUUUCCAUUUAUUAAAAGAAAAUUUAUGUAGAUCUUUAGUUGCAUAUGUUUUGUGUUUCAGUUGGUUUGUAGGGAAAAGGGAGAUUCAUGCAUGCAUGUGUCUGCAUGUGGGUUAGGGUCUGAUACGCAUUUCUUUUGCUUUUAUACAACAUUAAACCAUGUUAAAAAUAAAGGUUUCAAAACUA
Hippoglossus stenolepis (Pacific halibut) is the source of this 1293-nucleotide messenger RNA. RefSeq lists its product as uncharacterized. Lineage: Eukaryota; Metazoa; Chordata; Actinopteri; Pleuronectiformes; Pleuronectidae. Gene Ontology annotation, cellular component: membrane. The coding region runs from base 164 to 901 and encodes 245 amino acids. The transcript is spliced from 7 exons. The record is from RefSeq and is a predicted model, not a curated record.